Messenger RNA from Vanrija pseudolonga, 1523 nucleotides. RefSeq names its product putative U6 snRNA-associated Sm-like protein LSm3 (gene lsm3). Gene Ontology annotation, molecular function: RNA binding. The record is from RefSeq and is a predicted model, not a curated record. Lineage: Eukaryota; Fungi; Basidiomycota; Tremellomycetes; Trichosporonales; Trichosporonaceae. The transcript is spliced from 6 exons. Gene Ontology annotation, biological process: mRNA splicing, via spliceosome; P-body assembly. Bases 39 to 323 code for a protein of 94 amino acids. Gene Ontology annotation, cellular component: precatalytic spliceosome; U6 snRNP; P-body.
CUCUUGCCAUCUCUCUUUGUCCUCCCUAAACAAGCACAAUGGACGACGCGGUCAACGCCUCUAUCAGCGAGCCCCUCGACAUUGUCAAGCUGGCGCUCGGCGAGAAGGUGUUCAUCAAGCUCCGCGGCGACCGCACAUUGACCGGCACUCUGCAUGCGUACGACGCGCACAUGAACCUCGUCCUCUCGCAGGUCGAGGAGUCAAUACACACUGUCGACGUGACCGACGACGGGCAGCCACUGCAGCCAAGGGUCGAGCGCCGUAACCUCGAGAUGCUCUUUGUCCGUGGCGACGGUGUGAUCCUCAUCUCGCCCACCCAGUAACACUCUACGAUGCAUUGUAUACCCCCUCGACCCCCUCAAUGUACAUGUACAUGUGCAUAGUGCAUGGUGCAAUGGCCAAGACAACUGAUGGAUGGUAAUGGCUAGUGAUGUUGUGUGUGCUGCGUGCUACGUGCCUCUUCUGUCUCUUUCUGUCUUCUGUCCUCCUAUCCGCGGUCCGGCCCGGCACCGUAGCUCCCCACCCCACCGCCGGCAUACUCGUCGUUGCCCUCUGCAAACUCGUCCUCGUCCUCGUCGCUGUUCUCGCGCAUGUCCUCGUCGUACCCCUCGGAGCGGCGUGCUCGCGCCGUGGCCAGCGGGAGACCGUUGCCGGCGUCCUCGUGCCCAGAAGCGUAGACCUGCGCCGCGGCGUACGCCUCGUCCGUGUCGAACAAGUCGUCGUCCUCGUCCUCGGCAACCCGGGCACGCGCAUACCGUGCGGCCUGCUGUGCGCGCCCGAGCUCGUCGUCGAUGUGGCCGCGCUGCUUGCCCCGUCCUGAAUCUGGCCGGUGGAGGGACAUUGCUUGAGCGAACCGAGCCGCCGUCUGAUUGUCAAAGUCGCGUUCUUGCAGUGCGAGCGUCUCGCUCAUCGGCCAAGACCAUGGAAUUAGGGGCGAGAUUGAGCUCGCCUUGUCGGAUGGCGUCCAGCGCGCGAGCCUUUCCACUCCUUGUUGGUGGACUUGAUGCGAGACGAGAUGGCGAGCUCGGACUAAGUGACAUGCCACUCAUGCCGUCGGCGAGCAGCUCUGCCUCGCGGGCAAGCAGCUGUUCUCGCACCGCGAGCAGGCGAUCGCGCACAGGGUCGGGGGCGUCGGAUGUCGGCACCUGCCGGGGCGCAGUUGGUGAGAAGCCAGAGCCGAACGAGCUCGACGCCGUCGGCGAUGUCGAGAACAAGGAUGUGUUGAGCACGCGCUCGUUGCGCGCGAGGCGGUCCCGCACCUCACCUAGAGAUAGGUGCGAGAUCUCGUCCGAGCCCGGCAGGGAGUUGCGGCCGCGGUUGCGGCCCGGCACGCGCAGAGGCACGGCUUGGGGCAUGGGUGUGGUGGCGUGCGUGUGUAUCUGGUGUAUAGGGUGUGUCGUUGUCGUUGUCGUCGUUGAUGGGGCUGUGGUCAAUGGUCGGCGGUUGUCUUUAUAUAGGCGUUCCGAGGGAGACGGCGGUGGCGGCGGCAGAGUCGGCGGCUGCGGUCAACAGCGUCAUCUCCU